AUGACUCUCACCUCCCUGUUUCUGCUGCCAGCUCUACUGCCAUACUUGGCCCUGUCUGCCAGAAUGAACAUUGGCAUAGUGAACGGCACAGAGGCUAAACCCCACUCCAGACCCUACAUGGUUUCUCUCCAGAAAGAUGGGGAACACAUCUGUGGUGGCUUCCUCGUUUCUGAGAAUUAUGUCAUGACAGCUGCACACUGCAUGCAUACACAUACACAAAAUCUUACAGUAGUGGUGGGUGCUCAUAAUCUAAAGGACAGGGUUCAUAUCCGCAUACCUGUGAAGUCAUACCACAGACAUCCAGAUUAUGAGGCUAAGAUAUGUCUGCUCAACGACAUCAUGCUCUUGCAACUUGAGACCUCAGCCAAAAAAGCUCCAAAUGUUGACAUGAUCUCCUUCCCAGAAGAACCAAACCAGGGCAUCAAGGACAAUUCAGUUUGUAGCACAGCUGGUUGGGGAAGACAAACAACCGAUGGUACUGCAAGUGACCACCUUAUGGAGACAAAUGUCACUGUCAUGAAAAACAUUUGUGAGGCUCACUGGAAACAGUGCUACAAUUACACAGCUAUGCUAUGCGCGGGCGGUCGUUCUCACGGAAUCUGUAAGGGAGACUCUGGGGGUCCACUGGUGUGUAACAGCACUGCAGUAGGAAUUGUCUCCUUUUAUCAAAAGAACAACUGUGAUCAUCCCACUGCACCAAAUGUCUACACAAAGAUAUCCGCAUUCCUGCCUUGGGUCAGAAAGAUUAUUCAUCAUGUUCAGUGAAACAUAAUGAACCAAUCACAAAUAAACUAAGGUUUCGGUCUUCUUGGAUUUAUUAGUAGCAUAUUUGUGCACCUACAUUGGCUGCGAAGCACUGGUCUGUGGGGGGAAUUAUCUUUACUAAUAUAAAUAAAGAUGACAACAGAAAGAGUGAACUGGGGUACUAUAAUCCUCACAAAGCAAAUGUCUACACCAAGACGUUCUGAGUUUUUCAUUCCUGCCUUGGAGUAGGGGACUCAUUUACAAUGCGAAAACAUCAAUAAAUAAACAAUAUUUGUAAUAAAUAAACAAUGUUCUUUAUAAUGUAAUGAUGUGAUGGUUGUAGUUUUUGAGGUUGAACAAAACUG
Messenger RNA from Electrophorus electricus (electric eel), 1109 nucleotides. RefSeq names its product granzyme B(G,H)-like. Gene Ontology annotation, molecular function: serine-type endopeptidase activity. The record is from RefSeq and is a predicted model, not a curated record. Gene Ontology annotation, biological process: proteolysis. Lineage: Eukaryota; Metazoa; Chordata; Actinopteri; Gymnotiformes; Gymnotidae.